AUGUCACCACCAUUUCCCGAGAGGUUAUUCAAGUUCGGCUACGAACCUCAAAACAAGAAGGUAAACACAUAUUUCCAACUGAACUAUCUUGAUGCGAUUACCUUCGCCCUAGAAGACGACCAUAUCGACCAGCUUAUGGACUCGCAAUUCGGUAAAUUGUUUCAAGCCGGGAACAAGAUCGCUUCUUCUGUGAGGUUUCUCCACUUUCUUCUCUCUAGGCAACUGGUAACCAAUAAGAAGAAGGAGAUAUGGUGUAUCUUCUCAGGCCAGCCGAUACGAUUUUCCAUGAGGGAGUUCGGAAUAGCUACUGGUCUUGAUUUUUCUAGCCUCCCGUCGCUCUCUGAAGGUGAUGAAGCUGAGAUAAAGAACUACACCAAAGAACUUUUUGGUAGUGAGAAGAACGCAACUCCAUUGGGGAUAGCAAACACCCUUUUGGGGAGGCCUUACAAGGAUAAAGACACAAGAUUUCGUCUAGCUUUGCUUCUGCUUGUUGACGGGAUUGUCUGUCCGACCUCUAAGAACACAAAGAUAAAUGGCGAGCAUAUUUUGAUGGUUAGAGAUGUCGACGAUUUUCUAUCGUAUCCAUGGGGACGAAAAUCCUUUGACUUGACUAUGGAAAGCAUCAAGAGCCGAUGUUCUGUUCUUUCUAAUCUUUGUCAGUCGACAUGUGCGUUUCAAGGGUUCUUACACGGCCUGCAGAUGGUUGUCUUAGCUUGCGUCCCCAGCCUGAUGUCUAAAGAUGUUAAGGGUAAGAAGCACAGUUUAGUGGAUGACGAAAACGAUGAAGACGAGGCCCCAAUCCUACGUCCGGGUGCCCAGAAGGCAAUCCAGAUUCCAAUGAACCAUGUCAGAACGAUAGACAAAGAGGGCAAGGUCAGUGUAAAACACAUUCUCGAAGAUGAGGACAACGUAUUCGACGAGGAGGAGUUUUGCCACCCAGAUGAAGUAGAAGACUCAAAGGUCGAGAACUUGAUCGGUGCCAUUGAACAGGGUACUACAUUCACACAUAAGUCGUGGGUUGGCGGGAGUAAGGCUUCCGAAUAUAAUAAGAUUACGAAGCCUCAAUCAUCAACAAAACAGAAAUCUUCUUCGCCUGGCGGUGACGAACAUCUCGAGUUUGCCGCUACAGCUUUUUUUGAGAAAGUGGUUGCAGCCAAUUCCAAGAUUAUGAAUGCCCUUAACUCUAUUCAAUCCGAUUUCCGUAUCCUUCGGAAAGAUUUUGAUAAGGCAUACUCGGAGCUUUUCCUGUUACGUUCCGACAUUUCCAACUUGAAGGCGGACACAUUUGCCACCAAAACGAAGACCGUUUCUAGUUCUAGCCAGGACGACGAAGGUGGAAAUGAAGCUUCCGACGAUGGUGAUAACCAAGGCGUCAUCCAAGCUGUUAAUAAAACCCUUCCCGACGCUGAUAACGUAGUUGAUAACCAGGUGGAUGUGCAGAACGAAGACAUUACGAUGGAUAGGGUUGGCGUAAAUAAAGAUGGCCUUGUAGAAGACGAUCAUUUUGUUGAUGACGCUACAAGGGCCACCAAUCGUAUAGUUGACGUGUUAAACGACAUCAAUUCCUCCAACGAGGUCGCCGAUGGCAAUACCGAUACACUCCCUAAGCCAUCAGAAAAUACCACAGACCUGCCAAUUCCGGACUUGGAGAAUACGAAGGAUCAUCCACGUAAUGAUAUCUCAGAUGUUCCGGAUACUCGAACCGCAUCAGCUAAUACUAACGACACUGGAAACCUCCCCGACCCGACUAAUGAUUUAGCUGCUGAACAGGUCGAUGUCAACAAUAUUGGUUCGAUCCCGAGAACAGAUUUAGACAAAGACGAGGCAACUUUGCUUCCACAAGUAGACGACCCCCCAGCUUUUUCCCUUGGUCUCACCCAAGAGGAGAAGGCCCGCGAGAAAGCUAGACAAAGCGAACAAGCAGACAAAGAUGUAAUGGAGCCAUCGAAAGUCCCGCUUCCAACUCGCAAAAGCUCCCGGCAAAGAAUCACUUCAACUAAAUCCGAUGACUUUGUCUACCCUCAGAAACGGCUAAAAAAGACCGAGAACUCAGUAGACCUGUCUUCCUUUUUCCCCCCACCCACAGCGGAACAAGUGUCUUACAUGGAAGUGAAGCUGAAGGAGACGAGUCGUUUCCCCACCUGGUACGACGUAAAUCUUACCCCGAACGUAUUUUACCAAAUUUUAUCUCGCACCAAGCCCAUAAGCAUCCUGGGAAUGAAUGCCGUGUUUGCCUGCCUUCGUGAUCAGCUUUGGGUUAACAGGGAAUCUCAUCCUACGAAAUACGACUUCGUUGAGUUCGGAUUAAUCAAUGAAAUUGUCAAGCUCCAUCGAGAAUUCGUAUCACCCAACAAGUGGACGAAAAUAACCCUACCAGCCGGUGCAGCCGCUUAUGUCAAGAACCGGCAGCCGUGGUACACAUCAAUUGCCCGCAUCUACUGUCCAUUCCAAAUUGACAGCAAACAUUGGGUUGGACUUUGCAUCGAUUUGGAGGCUCAUGAUAUAACUAUCAUUAAUUGCAACCCGGCGUUCAAGGAGAUGAAGUUGAAGAUGGCAUGCGUACCAAUUGCUGAAUCUCUCCCACACUUCAUCCGAAAAGUUGCUUACAAUGCAGAGAUGAAGAACGACAGGUUGGACCCAUUCAACGUUACUGUUGCGAAGCCCGUCUUUCAGUCCCCAACAUCAGGUCUGAGUGGAGUGCUUACAAUCAUGCUUAUUCAGCUUCACGCCGAGAACUUGGCGAUAGACACCGACAUUGGGGAUGAUACCAUCCGGGAUGCAGCUCUGACAUACGCUUACGAUCUACUUUGCAAAGUGGACACCCCAAUUUCAGAGGCUCCGCCGAUACCAUCUUCUUGA
This is a messenger RNA of Eutrema salsugineum, 2859 nucleotides long. RefSeq lists its product as uncharacterized. The record is from RefSeq and is a predicted model, not a curated record. Lineage: Eukaryota; Viridiplantae; Streptophyta; Magnoliopsida; Brassicales; Brassicaceae. The coding region runs from base 1 to 2859 and encodes 952 amino acids. Gene Ontology annotation, biological process: proteolysis. The transcript has 8 exons. Gene Ontology annotation, molecular function: cysteine-type peptidase activity.